ACACAUCACUGAACAAUUUGUAUUUAAUGCUUUGUUAUAAAAUUACUAUGUAUUACUAUAAAUUACUAUAUUGGAAAUUAAUGCCAACUUAGGAAAAGAUUUGCUAAAAACACUCUUAGGAUUACCCCAAAUAUAAAGAAAGAUAAGUUAAAAAUGAGUUCUCAUCAAUUAUAUGGUGAAAAACUGAACUCUGAAUCUGUAGGAUUACAUACUUACACUAAGAAGAUCAGCAAUGUAUCAGGAGUAGAUUCUCCCGGUGCCUAUUCGCAACCAACGACAAAUCUUGAAAGGUUUAAUACUUCUAAUCCAUUGCAGCCAUUUCUUACUCAACCAUCUGUUUUGAACAAAUUAACAGCAGUUAUACAUCAAACAAAUACCUCAUGGUCACAUCGGUGUGAUGAAAUUGUUCAAUUAUGCUCUGCUUGCUCAAAUAAGGAGCUAAUUGAUAUACUUCCAACAUUGCUUCACAGUAUCUUUGGUUAUUCUGGAGGCCUGGGUUGGAAAUUGGAUUCACUAACACCUGCUACACAUGAUUACUUUAGUAUACUUAACUUUCUUAAGCCAAGUGGAUUUGUUUUUAACAUGAUCAAUAAAUUGCUGACAGACCCUGAUGCAUUGUUUCAACUUCCUCUUUCUAUGAUGCCUAUUUGUGUAACAGAUGAAAUGAGAAAAGGGAUGUCUAGUUGGUAUCAAUCAAAAGUUAGCUUUCAUACUGUUAAUCAGCAAUUUAUAAAUUUUAAUUCAUUGGAGUACUUUCUUGUGUUAUAUUCAUACUUUAUAAUACAUCCAAGUAAUAUGCAAGCUCAAUGGACUUCUGUUGCAGAUGUUCUAUAUGUGCGAUUAUUUGAAGAAUACCUCAACUUUUUUUACCCUCUAAAUGAAGUUCAAAUAGAAUCAGUUCAAGUAGUUCAGCAAUUCACACCAAAGUUUAACACAUUUCGUACUCCAAGUUCUCCGCUAUUACGUCAGCAAUUUGAAACAAAUGUUGUAUUAAAUGCAAAUACCCAAACGUCGUAUGCUGAAAUCUUUUUGCAGAUACUUUGUGACUUUUGGUUAGGUCAAAAUACUGAGAAUCAAAUAAAAGAGGAGUAUAAACUUCCUUCAGUUGACUAUGCACGUAUGAUUAGAAUUUUAGUAAAGUAUUUGCAUACGUUUAUAAAUAGCAAGCAUGGUGUUCAUGUUGAUUUACCUAUGGCUCAUUUAGCAAGAGUUAUUGUACCUGGUUUGUUUAAUAAGAGACUGUAUAUUUACUUAAAGCUUUGUUUCAUGCAUUGGCCACUGGACACUUCAUUUAGAAUGGUACUUGAAACUUGGCUGAGUUUUAUUCAACCAUGGCGAUAUCUUAAUUCAAAUACAUCAUCAGAUGAAGAAGGGAUGGAUAUAAGCAUCUUACCAUGGAAAGCAUUUAUAUGCUCCAACUUUCAUUUUUAUUCUGUUUUGUUUAAAAAAUUUAUCACUCGUGCUCAGAGGCAUGACUUCAUGGCAAUUGGUGAUGUCAUUCUAAUAUAUCGUGUUGCUAAAGUUUUUUCACAACCUGGCUUAGUUGAUAUAUUGCAUGAAGGAGAUUCAGAUACAAUAAGAAGUCAUGUUCGAUCACCACUUUCCUCUACGCCUCAAUUUGGUGGCUUAUUGAGCCCUGUUUGUUUAGAGAACAGUGCUGAGAUGCAGCAGCCAUUGUUUGGGAAUGAAAGUACAAAAGCUGUUCAAAUAUUAUGCGAGUCGUUAGCUUCAACAGCAAUCAGGCUUCAUAAUAAAGCAUCGCAAACAUCAAGCACAGCUAGCCGAUCAAGUAGUUGGAUCGCUAAAAUAAAAGAGUUUUUAACAAAUAAUGAAAAUGGCACAGAUCAUGACCAAGAUGACCAAAAAUUAAUUGAUUACUUAGAAAAAUCAUGUCAUUUACUGUCCAAUGUUUAUCAAUUAGUCAUAGAAGUUAGUCCUACUGUUCAUGGUAAUUAUGAAGCUCUGAAAAACUCUCUACAUAAUUCACAUUUAUCUCCUGUUCAGCAGCCAGACUGCAUGUGGACAUCUCAUGGAGUUGUACUUACUGACAGAGGGCGGUUUCAGGUUGCCCAAGGUCUCCGUCGAUUUGAUAAAAUAUUUACUGGCGAUCCAGAGCUACAACCUGUUCGUUCACAUGAGAGCUCCUUGGCUGUUAGAUGGCUUUACAAAGCUUCUAUAUUCAUUAAUAAUAAGUGCUCCAAAAAAAUUGAGAGGUUGUACAACAGAAACGAUAUUAUCUCCGAUGCUCUUCGCACGAUAUCUAAAAUUGUAGCUACAGACGGAGGUCAAAUUACCACUUCUGCUGUUCAUCCACGCGUUUCGCUGCGAUUUGCUGCUUCAUAUUAUUUUAUAGGUUACACCUCCUGGUUUAUUGUACUCGCGCUGCUGUUUGGAUUUCACUGGUUGCUCAUAAUCAUAAUAACAAUAUUUAUUCUGUUAAUUUUUACCAUUCUUAAUGUCGAUUCGAAACCUGAAAUAAUGAAAAUUGAUUAGUUUAAUUUUUUUUUUUUUUUAUGAAGAUAGAUAUCUAGUUUGAA
Molecule: messenger RNA, 2537 nt
Organism: Hydra vulgaris (swiftwater hydra)
Lineage: Eukaryota; Metazoa; Cnidaria; Hydrozoa; Anthoathecata; Hydridae
Product: sphingomyelin phosphodiesterase 4
Biological process (GO): ceramide biosynthetic process; glycerophospholipid catabolic process; sphingomyelin catabolic process
Molecular function (GO): sphingomyelin phosphodiesterase D activity
Source: RefSeq, a predicted model, not a curated record